This is a messenger RNA of Pogona vitticeps (central bearded dragon), 2599 nucleotides long. RefSeq names its product Rho guanine nucleotide exchange factor 25 (gene ARHGEF25). The record is from RefSeq and is a predicted model, not a curated record. Lineage: Eukaryota; Metazoa; Chordata; Lepidosauria; Squamata; Agamidae. Gene Ontology annotation, biological process: axon guidance. Gene Ontology annotation, cellular component: cytoplasm; extrinsic component of membrane. Gene Ontology annotation, molecular function: guanyl-nucleotide exchange factor activity.
CGGGACUCUCGACGCAUCAUGAAAGCCCCACAGCGGGCGGGCGGGCGGACCGACCAAAUGCUGGGGGCUAUGGGGGAUAUCCUGACAUCGCUGGCCCUACCCAGCCAACACUGGCUGCCAGAACUGUGUUCACAGGAAGAAGCUCAGAUGCAGUCCCAGCCUAGCAGCAGUGUUGAGGCUUCUGAGGACACCAGGGAGCAGCAUCACAUAGUGGAACCCCAGAAUGAAGGAACGGCAUCUGGAUCCACAGAGGCUCAAACCACGCAAGAGGAUCCCUACUCCAUUGCAGGCAGUGAUGGCAGCAUCUCGGCUUCCGUGGCUUCAGUCCAGCCACAGGCAUCCAGCAGCUCGGCUCCCAGCUCCCCUGCCUCCCGUCACUCAGUCAGCACCCUCAAGAAAUGGCUGACGAACCCUGUGCGCAAGCUGAGUGCUGGUGGGCUACCUCGGAGCGAACGGCCACUCAGGAAAACAGAGGGCCGGACCCGGCGACAUGGGCGGCAAGAGGACCGCAAGAGCAUCGACCUGGGCCUUCUGGGCCAAGGGGAGGGGCCCUUGGUUGGCCCACGGGCGUCGAUUGGCAUGGAUAGCAACACUCACCUCCCAGAUCUCUCCCUGCUGUCCAGCCUGCUCGAAGGAGACAGCUCAGGAAAAUCCACCCAGGCGCCCGGCCCUUCUGUGCUCCCCAGUGACCCCCAGAGCCCCAGGCCCAUGCCGUCAUCGGAACCUCCUGUGCAGCCCCCGGCCUCGAAGGAACAAGAAGAGGAGGAGAGGCGCAGUGCCUUAGAAAAGAGUAUGUUUGUUCUCAGGGAGUUGAUUGAAACCGAGAAGAUGUACGUGGAAGACCUGGGUCAAAUUGUGGAGGGCUAUAUGGCAACCAUGAAUGCCCGUGGCAUCCCCGAGGGCAUGAAGGGCAAGGACAAGAUUGUCUUUGGGAACAUCCAUCAGAUCUACGAAUGGCACAAAGAUUAUUUCCUUAAACAGCUGGAGAAGUGUCUGGAGGAUCCUGAUCUCUUAGCUGAGCUGUUCAUCAAGCAUGAACGCCGUUUGCACAUGUAUGUUGUUUACUGCCAGAACAAACCCAAAUCUGAGCAUAUUGUGUCAGAGUUUAUUGACACUUACUUUGAGGAGCUGAAGCAAGAACUCGGGCACCGCUUGCAGCUCAACGACUUGCUCAUCAAACCUGUCCAGCGGAUCAUGAAAUACCAACUGCUGCUCAAGGAUUUCCUGAAGUACUAUGGCAAAGCUGGCAAAGACACGCAACAGUUGGAGAAAGCUGUGGAAGUGAUGUGCUUUGUUCCCAAGCGCUGCAAUGACAUGAUGAAUGUGGGGCGUCUUCAGGGCUUUGAGGGGAAACUGACCGCACAGGGGAAGUUGCUGCAGCAGAACACUUUCUGGGUGAUGGAGCAAGCAAGUGGGAUCCUGGCCCGGGGCCGUGAGCGGCGCGUCUUUCUCUUUGAACAGAUUGUCAUUCUAAGCGAGACUUUGGAGCGGCGGCGUGGCCCAUAUGCUGCCCCAACUUAUGCCUUCAAAAGCAGUAUCAAGGUAAGCUGUUUGGGCCUGGAGCCCAGUGUGGACAACGACCCUUGCAAAUUUGCACUGAUCUCUCGUGGUGCCGAACGGGGCAACAUCCGUUACAUACUGCAGGCUGAAACGCCAGAGAUUGCCCAGGCCUGGGUAGCUGACAUCAGCCUCAUCUUGGAGACACAACGUGACUUCCUCAAUGCACUGCAGUCGCCCAUCGAGUACCAGCGUCGAGAGAGCAAAACCCACAGCCUGGGGCGGACGGGAGCCCUGCACCACUCACUGACCAGCGGAUCUCCCCGCCCUUCCUCCUCGGCCUCCAUGGACCAGAACAAGGGGUCCAGCCUCCAGCCCCACAACGCCUCCCUGCCUUCCCUUUACCUGCCUGGCCCAGGGCAAGCUGAGCAUUCACCUGCUGCUGAGCCACAGCCAUCUCGCAGCCAGAGCUCUCCAGGGUCUCGGCCAGGUCAUAUACCUUCUGAUGAGAAGCAGCUCCCCAGUGCCCCCCUGCAAGAGUCCUUGCACGAGGCACCAGGUGAUGAUGAUGCCAGGCCUCUGCUCCCUGAUGCUGAUUUUCCGGAGCUCAACUUCCCUCAAGGCUGUGCCCAACUUGCCAAACUCGAUGAGGAUGAGCUGUGACCCUUGGACUAUGCGUGGGGAACCUCUCUUGGGCCCAGGGACUUUGGCUGAGGAGGCCAUACUGAUUCAUCCCCUGCCCCUCCGUUCCAUCUCUCCUCGUGACAGCUUCAACGGGGGAGGCGGAGAGAGAUGCACAGCAGCAGCAGCAGCAGCAACAUAGUCCUGACAGAAACUAUUGCUGCCCUCUGGUCCUACUCUUAAUUCUCAGAUGUUUCCUGCCUACAAAAGAAGCAGGACGACACACACACCCCGUUUGAGACCAGAGAAUACUGCUGGAGGCCCUUCCCUUUCCCACAGACCCUUGUAUAUGCAUGUUGUGGGUUCUAAGGGGCUUCAGAUCAGGACUCUUGGAUGGGGAUUGGGGAGUCAGAAUCGGGUGGUGUGAAAUGAGAAGUUUUAUUUUGUUUGUUGUCAUAAUAAAGAUUUUAGUUAAAACAAA